AAAAGCAAUCGAGAAACAAAUGGUUGAAUGUUGAAAAAAAUCAGGGACUUCCUGUUCUUCAAAGUCUUUACUCAGCUCAAUAGUUCGCCCCUCUCUCUAAAAGCCUAAAUGAUAAGUUUCUUAACCCAAGUCUUGCCUUAAACACAUGGCAAUGGUUUCUUCAAGACUUGUCUUCCUCGUUUCCAUUUGCAUUCUGGUUUCUCAAGCCAUUGCUCUGCCAGACUUCCUACACCAUUUCUGUUUAGGCAAGGGUAACUACACAAGCAACAGUGCCUACAAUACAAACCUCAAUCAAGUUCUCUCCUCCCUCUCCUCCAACACAGAAAUUGACUAUGGGUUCUACAAUUUUUCUUAUGGCCAAAGCCCUGACAAAGUGUAUUCACUUGGACUUUGUAGAGGAGAUGCCAAGCCAGAUAUUUGCCGUAGUUGCCUCAAUAACGCUACAAAUCUUCUCCCUCUGCGUUGUCCCAAUCAGAAGGAAGCAAUAGGAUGGUAUGACUAUUGCAUGUUACGCUACUCAUUCCGUGACAUAUUUGGCAUCAUGGAAAUUAGUCCUCCUUUCUAUAUGUGUAGCGGGAAUAACGUAUCAGCCAAUUAUGAUCAGUUCAGUCAGGACCUGAGGACCUUGUUGGAAAGCCAAAGAGGUCGAGCUGCAGCAGGCGGUUCUCUUCGUAAGUUUGCUGCGGGAAAUGCAACAGCACCAAACAAUCAAACACUAUAUUCACUUGUGCAGUGCACACCUGAUUUGUCUGAUCAAGAUUGCAGGGAUUGCUUGUUUGGGGCUAUGGAAGAUAUACGAAAUUAUUGUGCUGGGAAGCAACGUGGGAGAGUUAUCAAACCCAGCUGUAAUUUAAGGUUUGACGUCGCUCUCUUCUAUGACGCCAAAGCUGAUAAUGCAUCAGACAACACCCCUGCUGCAAAAGGAAAGGAGAGUAACAAAUCUCAAACAGUCAUCAUAGUUGUACCCAUUAUUUCUUUUGUGGUACUAAUUAUAAUCUCCUUCUGCAUCUACUUAAGAGUCAGGAAACCAAGGGAGAAACCACAAAGUGAAUCUGGGGAUGAGAUUAGAAGUGUGGAAUCUUUGCAGUUAGGCUUUGGCACUAUUAAAGUUGCAACAGAUGACUUUUCUGAUGCAAAUAAGCUUGGACAAGGUGGAUUUGGUAUUGUUUACAAGGGUAAACUCUCUGAUGGACAAGUUAUUGCUGUGAAAAGGCUUUCAAAAAAUUCUAGUCAAGGAGAUCUUGAAUUUAAGAAUGAAGUUUUGUUAGUGGCCAAGCUUCAACACCGAAAUUUAGUUAGACUCCUAGGAUUUUGCUUGGAAGGAAUUGAAAGGCUUCUAAUUUAUGAGUUUGUGCCCAAUGGAAGUCUUGAUAACUUCAUUUUUGAUCCAAUCAAGAGUGUCCUACUGGAUUGGGCAAGACGCUACAAAAUCAUAGGAGGCAUUGCACGAGGUCUUCUCUACCUUCAUGAAGACUCUCGAGUUCGUAUUAUUCAUCGGGAUCUCAAAGCAAGCAAUAUCCUAUUAGAUUUUGAAAUGAAUCCAAAAAUUUCAGAUUUUGGAAUGGCAAGUUUGUUUGAACUUGAUCAAAGCAAAGGCAAUACUAGUAGAAUUGUGGGGACCUAUGGAUAUAUGUCUCCAGAGUAUGCAAUGCAUGGACAAUUCUCAGUAAAGUCUGAUGUCUAUAGUUUUGGUGUGCUAGUGUUGGAGAUAAUAAGUGGACGAAAGAAUAGCUCCUUCCGCAAUGGAGAGAAUUUUGAGGACCUUCUAAGCUAUGCAUGGAAAAAUUGGAAACGGGGUAUAGUUUCAAAUCUUGUAGAUCCCACGUUGAAGGUAGGUUCGACAACCGAAAUAAUGAGAUGUAUUCAGAUUGGAUUAUUAUGUGUUCAAGAAAAUGUUGCUCAUAGACCAACUAUGGCAUCUGUUGUUCUUAUGCUUAAUAGCUACUCUAUUACCCUAUCAAUACCUUCGAAACCAGCAUUUUUUAUGAACAGUGAUACUAAAUCAAACAUUUGCUUGCAAUGGGAGCAUGAUUCAAGGGUGACAAAGUCAAAUCAAUCUAAAAGUAGCUCUGUCCAAGCUUCGAUAAAUGAGGUGUCAAUCACAGAGCUAUCUCCUCGCUAAUGUUUAAUGAAUUUGAAAUGUAAUACUACUAUUUUCCUUAUUUAUUUAUUUUAAUUGAAGAAUACACAAUAUAACAAUA
Quercus robur (English oak) is the source of this 2201-nucleotide messenger RNA. RefSeq names its product cysteine-rich receptor-like protein kinase 44. The transcript has 7 exons. Lineage: Eukaryota; Viridiplantae; Streptophyta; Magnoliopsida; Fagales; Fagaceae. Bases 146 to 2122 code for a protein of 658 amino acids. The record is from RefSeq and is a predicted model, not a curated record. Gene Ontology annotation, molecular function: ATP binding; protein kinase activity. Gene Ontology annotation, biological process: protein phosphorylation.